Neodiprion virginianus is the source of this 5828-nucleotide messenger RNA. RefSeq names its product protein neuralized (gene neur). The record is from RefSeq and is a predicted model, not a curated record. Lineage: Eukaryota; Metazoa; Arthropoda; Insecta; Hymenoptera; Diprionidae. Gene Ontology annotation, molecular function: ubiquitin protein ligase activity. The coding region runs from base 745 to 2898 and encodes 717 amino acids. The transcript has 4 exons.
CUCCUCGUGCACGGUAUCUCGCUGGGUGCGCGCCGCGGCCUCGUCCGCAUAGUUUUUUUUUUUUUUUUCUUCUUCUCAACUCCUUCCUCGUCUUCGCCGUUGAGAACGUCGCGUAGGAAAUUAAUUCGGUAGUACUUGUUACAGCUGAGUUUGCAUGAAACGCGCGUUUCCGUCGUUGAACUAGUUAAAUUCUCGUAACGUUUUCGGUAAAGGAGACUCUGUCUCGAUUUCGGGGGGAAAAAAAAAAAAAUUACCGCGAUAGGACGGAAGAGAAGGAGAAGGAAUUACCCGAGAGAAAAGAAACAACUCGUCUCUUUAAUCUAGUCAAGAUAAUACCAACUACGUUACAUAUGCGUAAUAAAACGGAUAUAUAUAACUAUAUACACAUAUAUACUUGGAAUUAUAUAUUCAUCGGUCGAACUCGGUAAUACCUGUAAACACGUACACAGUGGUAAAAUAUAAGGAAAAAGUGUCGAAAAAUCUUGCCGCGUUUUACAAGAGCGGUAACGCGAACGAUACAAGAACGAAACUGGUGCCAACGAGAUAUAUCGUAACUAUAAAGUGCCGGGAGAGUUUAUUCGUAUGUAUGGUGAAGCUAUACACACACAUAUGUAUACAUGGUCUAACCAAUAUAUGUAUGUAUACAUGUAUUGAAUCGUAUAUUGAUAUAUAUAUAUAUACAUAUAUCGCACGCUGUUUCGACGUCGUCUCUUCGAGUUCUUCAAGUUAAAGACGGCUCCAUUAAUGGGGGUGUCCGGUGAUUGCGCGGUGCGCUCCGCGAGCAGUAGGAGUCAUCCCUGUCACUGCUGCAGUCACGCGGCCAGCGCGAACGCCAGUGCUUCGUCCCAACACCACCACAAUCAUCACCAACACCACCACCACGGACACAACAACAACAACAAUAAUAACAACAACAAUAACAACAACAACAACAACAACAACAACAACCACAACAGCAAAACAACCGACAACCACCAUCAUCAGAACGGUGCCGAUACCGUUGGCGUGUUGGCGCCCUUACGCAGCAAGAUGAAAGUCCUCAAGAAGCUUAAACGAAAGAUGGGUCUAGCUCCCAGGUCGUCCAGUGGCGGUACCAACAACCUUCCACCCCUGACCUUCCACCGAGUUCACGGGGAUAAUAUCAGACUCUGCAACGGUGGAACGAUCGCCAGGAGACACGAGAGUUUCUGCAAGGGUGUCACAUUCAGCGCGAGGCCCGUACGGAUCGGGGAAAAGGUCUGCGUCAAGUUCCUCGAGAUAUCCGACAAUUGGAGCGGCGUCAUCAGGUUCGGUUUCACCGCAAACGAUCCGGUCAACCUGCGAAGCGGACUUCCGAAGUACGCUUGCCCCGAUCUGACGAACAAACCCGGGUACUGGGCGAAAGCUCUGGCCGAACGUUUCGCCGAACGGGACACGGUGCUUUUUUACUACGUUACGUCGGCCGGCGACGUCCACUUCGGGGUGAACGGCGAGGAGAAGGGCGUCUUCUUCAGCAGCGUCGAAACCCGGGGUCCGCUCUGGGCCAUCAUAGACGUCUACGGGAACAGCACCGCCAUCGAAUUCGUCGACCCGAACAGGCAACACUUCAACAAUGUCAAACGCGGGGCCGAUCACAGCAACGAGGAUAAUGCCCAGCACUCGAGACACUCCGCGAUGGACGAUGCCAGCAACGCUGGUCGCGAUGUCGAGAGAAUUAUCGUUCCUACGAUGCAGAGCAUGUCCAUUCACCACGAACCGGAUGUUGACCUACCUGGGCUGAGGUUUCAGCCUUCCGGUGUCGUCUUCAAAUCCCUACCCUUCCACUCAACUCGCGGUCGCAACAUAUGCUUCAGCAAUCAGCAGUGCGUGGCGACCCGCAGCGACACGGAAUUCUGCCACGGCUACGCUUUUACGGGUCGACCGCUCCUCCUGGGCGAACGACUGGUCGUCCAGAUCCUGGCGACGGAACCGAUGUACGUCGGCGCGUUAGCGCUGGGCCUGACUUCCUGCGACCCGUCGAAACUGACGGCCGAGGAUCUCCCGGACGACAGCGACCUCCUCCUCGAUCGUCCCGAGUACUGGGUGGUCUCCAAGGACGUGGCGUCCUGCCCGCAACCCGGCGACGAGAUCGCCUUCACCGUCACCCAUUACGGCGAGGUUCAGAUGAGCAAAAACGGCGGCGCGCCAAGCGUCGUGAUGCACGUCGACCAGAGCUUGCAGCUCUGGGCGUUCGUCGACGUCUACGGGAGCACUCAGCGCGUUAGGAUGCUCGCAAGCCGGCCAACCUCGCCCCCGAGGCAGCAACGCCAAGCCGCCGCACCGGCUGGAACCCAGCACUCCAACCACAGCAACGCGGCCACCGAGCUUUCCCGAUUUUCCGAGAUGGUGCAGUUCAAACCCGCCGUUGGGGGCGGCACAGUUCUCGUGGUGAAUCUGCCGCCCCAGGGCGGCUACCCCGCGCCCUCACCCCCGACUCCGCAGCAGCCGGUGUACGCAUCGGCCGCCUCCUCGCACCGGAAUCCACCCCCGAUUCACCAUCCGCCGCCCCCGCCUCCGGCCGCCGUCGCCGUUUCUCAUCCCGGAUCCUCGCGGCAGUCGCCACCCCUGACGGGGACCAUGAUCAGCACGGGAUCUUCGACCUACGUAGACCCCGUGUCCUACCAGACCCUCGACGGCACCCUGACGUCCCAGGCAUCCUCCCACCUCCAGCAAUGGAGCGAAGGCCUCCAGCCGACCCCCGGACAACCCAGCGAGUGCUCGAUAUGCUACGAACGGAACAUCGAUAGUGUUCUUUACAUUUGCGGACACAUGUGCAUGUGCUAUCCGUGCGCCAUUCAACAGUGGCGGGGAAAGGGCGGCGGGCAUUGCCCUUUGUGCAGGGCGAUCAUCAGGGACGUUAUUCGUAUUUAUAGGUCAUGAACUUGUACCAGGGUUUUUUUUAAUAUUAUCCAAUGUUUUUAGAUUUAUUUAUACAUUUACGCAAGGUCGUGACUCGGUAUGAAUAAACAAAACGGGGCGUUAGUUUCGAGUUAGUGACGAACGUGGUUAGUCAGGUUCUUUCGUUGUUUUUAGGGAAUUUGAUCCAGGGUUCUACUUUGUAUUUUCUCCAUUUUUUUUUCUCGGCAUGUUUUUCGAGGUAGACGCCAUGGUUAGAAGUUUGAAUUUAUUUCCGAUACUCCUUUCUGUUUUUACUUUCUUUCUCUUUCAAACAUUGACGAGAAUGUAACUUUUAACGUCGCGAUAAGCGUGUAUUAUCUUAAUUCUUCGACGAAAAAAAAUCAGACUUAAAUUGAGACUUGUAAAUACGGAUUGAGAAUAAUUGUGAAAAUUUUGGCACGUCCCGUAUUUUCGACGAGUGUAAUAUUUAUGUAAGCACUCUCCGAUAUGCCGCAUGCGAGUGCUACAAAGACGUGGGCGUUUGUUAUGAUUCGUUCGUAGUUGUAUGCAUGUACGUAAUUCGUGAAUUCGAAAAGCUUUUAUAGAGUAAUCGACUAGUUCAUUCGUGUUUUAUACGUGUCGGUAACUUCUGUCAAUUAGACGUCAAUAGAUAAGAGACAAAAAAGGACGAAAGAAGGAAAGAGAGUAGAUGAGAAUGUCGAAAUUUAUGAGAUGGAGUGCUACCGGUUCGUAGACAACACUGCCAUCGCAUAAUGUUAAUGACUAAUCUGGCACAAAAUAUGCGUCCGAAGUAAUAACAUAGGUAUCUAUAAUCAUUCUCGCCUGAUGCCUUCUGUGUAAUUAUAAUAAUUAGCAACGGGCGCCCCGAUUAUAUUCUGUAGAUCAAUUUUGCUACCGCGGAAAAUUUGUAUCAGGGCGCGUGAUUAUAUAUUCUAUGAAUGUGUUUGGUAUGUUUGAAUGUGAAAGAUUGAUUGAUUCUAGUUUAACGAAUUGUGUUUUAUACGAAGUAGCGUGCUAUUAUUAUUACUCCCAUUACUACACUGAUUAUUAUCAUUAUGACUACAAUCGUCGCUAUGCUAAUAUUACUAUUAUCAUUAUCAUUAUUAUUGUCAUUACUAUUAUCGUCAUUAAUAUUCAAUUGAACGUAUAAUUAUUAUCGCGGGCUUUUGAGCCUAGGGGCUUUUCGUUAGAGACGUUAGAUUCGUCCGGUAUUUUCUUAGAUAGUCGAAAAUUGAUGUUGUUUUUUAAGUACACAAAGCAAAAUAGUUAUAAUAUUUGUAUUUUUUCUCUCUUUUCACUCUCUCGCCCAUAAUCACCUAUCAAUUAUACGGUAAUUUUCAAACGCUGACGACUCAUGUUUGCACCGCAGCACCUUUUAUUGCCAAAGACGUUGGCCAGUUUAGCGAAAGUUUGCAAUAUUUUUGCAAACGAAAAAUAACAAAUAGGAAACAAAUAAAAAUAAUUCGAGAAUAGCAGAAACGUGACGGUAUACUGGAGAAUUAUAAAAAUUAAAUUAAAAUGACACGUGCCAAAAACAGAAAUACGCACUAUAGUAUACAAAAAAUUUGAUAAUCUUGAGUCGAAGUGGUUAAAAUAUAUCUCAAUGAGAUUAUAUUAUGAAAAAAUAAUGGAAUUACUUGACAAAAAUUUACAAUAUUGACGAAAAGAGGAAAUCGAUUUUGAAAUUCUAUGGUUUGCUGAAAAAAAAAUCACAAAAAGUUAAUUCUGCCAGAGCCGUACAGUACAGGAUAAUUAAAACAUUAUCUUAGCGUUUAUCAUUCGUAUGAUGCAGCACCUGAUCGAUCCUUGUGAGAUUGAUAAAAUUCGCUUGCCCAAAUUGCGACCGCCACAAUAAUAUUUCUUACAAAGCCAUUUUAUUUUCAUACGCUACAAUAGAACGAAAUAGUAGAGAAAGAAGGGGAGAGAAAAAAGAAAAAAAGACAAAAAAAAUAUACACAUACAUAAAAUACGAUAAAGAAAAUAAAAUAAAAUAAGACAACAAAAAACAAAAAAAAAAACCACUAAUAGUAAUAUGUUCCAGGAUCUAUGCUAGAUCUAAAAUUACAUUUGUCGCAGAAUCAAUAGAAUAUAGAAAGGAUCGAUGAAACUUUAUGAAAAAUAAUUAGAAAAUGAAAAGAGGGAGAAGAAAAAAAAUACGAACAAUUGAUUCAUUAAUAUAAUAUAACAGGUCGUGCCUUAUGCUCGGAUCACUGUCGCAUCGUUGAUUUAUGAUUCGACCGGACUUGAGCGACUUGACUCUAACUCGAUUCCUAUUUAGGCGGACAUAUCUCUUCCUCGUAUUUUUCACCUUCAAUCUAAUAUAUUGAUCCUUGUUCGAUAUAAGGUAUAUCCUCGGGAUUAGGUAUCUAUUAGAAAUUGUGGAGAGAAAAAAGUAAAACAGUAAUUGAAAAAAAAAAAAAUUAAAAAAACAACAAAAACAAAAAAAAAAAAAACGCCAAAUUAACACCACCUGCGGUAUAAUUAUACAUUCAUAGGUAAAUAAUAGGCGCUCGUCAAACGACAAUUUUUACUCUUGAUCUGUACAGCUUUAACCGUAGGGUAUACAACACGUAUACAUAAAUACGAUACAUAUACGGCGUGUGUGUAAAGUACAAGGUGCGUUGCGUAGUAUUCGUUUCAAUGUCGAUGACUAUCGUCUAAUAUUCAUCGUAAAUAAUUUGAAUAAAUUUUGUGCAGCAAAUGAAAUGUUCGCUUCAUUUGAAACGCGCGAAUCGUAUGUGUAACAUAUAAUAGGGAUCGUAUUGUUUGAUGUUGAUCGUUUCGUUGUGGGUGAAGGAAUUUUUAUUUAAAAUUUUUUAUUUUUUUUUUUUCACGAUCAUCAAAACAAGAAAUCACGCUCGAUGAUACUUUUAUUUUCGAAUUAGUCAACAUUCAGAGUAUAAAAGUUAUACUCGCGCCCUCUUUGUUAUUUUCAAAAAGAAUUAAAAACA